This is a messenger RNA of Zea mays, 2046 nucleotides long. RefSeq names its product Transducin/WD40 repeat-like superfamily protein. Gene Ontology annotation, biological process: maturation of SSU-rRNA from tricistronic rRNA transcript (SSU-rRNA, 5.8S rRNA, LSU-rRNA). Gene Ontology annotation, molecular function: protein binding. Gene Ontology annotation, cellular component: 90S preribosome; small-subunit processome; nucleolus. Lineage: Eukaryota; Viridiplantae; Streptophyta; Magnoliopsida; Poales; Poaceae. The record is from RefSeq and is a predicted model, not a curated record. The transcript is spliced from 8 exons. Bases 372 to 1895 code for a protein of 507 amino acids.
UGUUUGCGGGGCGGGCUAAAUGGGCUUGCAGGCAGGCCCGCGCCGCUUGCAACCCUACUCUGCCUUGUCUUCUCCCAUCAUUCCCAAGCGUGAGCAAAACCCCACCACCGAAGACUGCCCCGCCGCCGACGCCCGCCUCCAUCCUCUCCUCCAGUUCCUCCUAGCGCCGCCGCCCGACUCCCUCCUCCAGCGCCGGCGCCCAAAUCCCUCCUCCAGUGCCGUCGCCGACUCUCCGCCCGCGUCCAUCCUCCGGUUCCAGCUUACAUUGGUCCAUCCUCUCCUCUGCCCCCUCCUCCAUCCUUCAUCAGAUUCAGACGGUGAAGCACCCAGUCCCAGUUCAGGUUCAAACAGACGCUCCGCACGAGCUGGAGAUGGAGGUGGAGGUGGCCAAAUAUUCACGGGGGCAGGGUGCUGACCUGAAGGCGCUGGGGGACAAGAAGUUGAAAGGGCAGCUCAGUGUAAAAGAGAAGCUAUAUGGCCAAUCUGCAAAAGCUGCUGCAAAUGCCGAAAAGUGGCUUAUGCCUAAUGAUGGAGGUAUUUUAGAGCCUGGUCAUUUGGAGAAAACAUAUAGAUUUUCACAAGAGGAUAUAUUGACAGAGGUGGAUCUUUUGAGUUCAAGAAAACCAUUUGAUAUGAUCUUACCUGUACUCGGUCCUUAUAAUAUAGGAUACACCUCAAACGGCCGCUACAUGCUAGUAGGCGGACGAAAAGGCCACCUUGCAAUGAUGGAUAUGUUGCAUAUGGAUCUUAUCAAGGAGUUUGAGGUGAGGGAAACUGUUCGUGACGUGACAUUCUUACACAAUGAGCAGUUGUAUGCGGUCGCUCAAAAAAAGUAUCCCUACAUCUAUAAUCGACAUGGUACAGAAAUACACUGUCUGAAGGAACAUGGAAAAGCACUGAAGCUCCAAUUUCUGUCUAAACAAUUCCUCUUAGCAUCGAUAAACAGCUUCGGGCAGCUCCACUACCAAGAUGUGAGCACUGGCGAAAUGGUUGCAAAUUAUAGGACAGGUCUGGGCCGCACCGAUGUUAUGCGGGGCAAUCCUUACAAUGCUGUGAUUGGCCUUGGGCAUGCUGGUGGCAAAGUUACCAUGUGGAAGCCAACCAGUGUGAAACCCCUUGUUACCAUGCUGUGUCAUCAUGGCCCGGUGACUGCUGUUGCAUUUGACAGGGGUGGCAAUCUCAUGGCAACAGCAGGUGUUGACAGGAAGAUAAAGAUCUGGGACCUGAGGAAGUAUGAGGUUGUGCGUUCUUACCCAAUGCGCGCUCAGUCUUUGGAUUUUAGCCAGAAGGGGCUGUUAGCCUGCAGCAAUGGAUCUCAGGUAGAGAUAUACAGGGAUUUCGGUGGGCAUGACUAUAGGCUUUACAUGAAGCACAAGAUAGUGAAGGGCUAUCAGGUCGGGAAGGUUGUGUUCCGCCCCUACGAAGACAUUCUGGGGAUCGGGCACUCGAUGGGCUUCUCUUCCAUCCUUGUCCCAGGAUCUGGUGAGCCGAACUUCGACACCUUUGUUGACAACCCGAUGGAAACUACCAAGCAGAAACGUGAGAAGGAGGUGCAUGCUCUCCUGGAUAAACUCCCUCCGGAGACCAUUAUGCUGAACCCGAACACGAUAGCCACUGUACGAGCUCCGAAGAAGAAAGAGAAGAAGACCAAGGAGGAGAUUGAGGAAGAGAUGGCAGAUGCCGUGGAGGCGGCCAAGAACACUGAGCGCAAGAAGAAGACCAAGGGCAGGAGCAAACCGAGCAAGCGAGCCAAGAAGAAAGAGGAAGACGUUUUCAAGGCCAAGAGGCCCUUCCUGGAGCAAUCUGAUAAGGUGGAUGGGCGACCUGACAAGAAGCAGCGGAUAGGUGAACUCCCAAAGGCCUUGCAGAGGUUUGCCAAGAAACCACAAUCAUAAUCGUCGUCGUUAACACAGGGUUGGGAUUUCACAUUGGUAUUUCCAAUAUGUAGAAUUUCCGCGUGAGCACAGAAGAAUGUGCCGAAAUUUUGUGCUGAACUAUUUUGGUAUUCCAGCGAGCAUGGCCGUGUCAGCUGAUUUUUUUUUUGGU